AUGAAAAAGAAAAAAAAUAGCCGUUCACAUAAAAGCACUAGCUAUACUUUUAAUGUUUUAAUACGGGUUUUCGCACCUGUAUUGUUAAAUUUGUGAAUACGGUCAGAUAAAAGUGGAUGUGGUGUUGUACCAAUGGAGUAGUGGGCGGUGAAAGCGGUUGAUUGAUGAUUAGAUUCACGGUGUGGAUCGCGGCGGAGAGAGAGGAUGACUCACACCGUCUGAUGUGAUGUUCACCCCGCAACAGCUCGGCCAGUGCGGUGGCACGCCGGUAGUUAGCUAAACCUGACACAACGGUGUGCUCCUCCAAUAAAAGUGAAACUUUAUCGAACUAUCCAGAUUCGUUUGGGUGGUCCUAAGGUACAUUGUGUGGUUCAAACUUGAGUGGUUGUCACUUACUAGUUAGAUAGAGAGACCGAGCGUCGUGAUUUUCCGUAAAUAUCGUGACGCCUGAUUGCCAUGGAAACAGUGCUCUAGCGCUGAGAGGUAACUGUCCAUGUUAACUUCAGCAUCAACCACUCCAACGGGGUCGGGUAACUAAACCUGUUGGAUAUCUCAGUGUUUUUUUUUGCUUUUCUUGUGUUGCUACUCUGGCUUUACUUUCCAUUUUAAAUUGGCCACAAUACAGGCCUCUAUUUCACAGGUGAGGAGGAUGGAGCUUCAAACGGAGAAGAGGUUCCACAACUUGACCCUCAAGCAAAUCCAGGCUCUGGACAAGGUCUUGACUGAGGUGAUCCCCAUCCACGGGCGAGGGAAUUUCCCCACACUGCAGGUGAGAGCUAAAGACAUCAUACGUGUGGUGAAGGAUCGGCUGGUCGAAAGAGACAUCCAGGUGAAAGAUAUACGGCUGAAUGGCGCGACGGCCAGCCACGUGCUGGUGAGGGAUAACUGCCUGGGCUAUAGAGACUUAGACAUCAUUUUUGGAGUGGAGCUGCCCAGGCAGGAGGACCUCCAGGUCAUAAAGGACGUGGUGCUGGGCAGCCUACGAGACCUCCUUCCUUGUGGAGUUAACAGACGGAAGAUCACCUGCCUGACAAUGAAGGAGGCCUACGUGCAAAAGAUGGUGAAAGUUUUCAAUGAGCACGACAGAUGGAGCCUGAUCUCGCUUUCUAACAACAGAGCUAAAACCGUGGGCCUCAGAUUUGUCAGCUCCCUUCGAAGGCAGUUUGAGUUCAGUGUGGACUCCUUCCAGAUAGUAUUAGACCGUAUGCUGGAGUCUUAUUGGGAGGCUGAAAGGAAACAAGGAGGAAAGCUGGCCUUGAAUGCUGGGAGUUUGUCUAAAAGAGACAAUGAGGAUGAAAAAAAAGAGCAAAAUAAAUCGAGCAUUCCUCGGGAUGUUGAAGCGGAUAUUGAAAGGGACUCCAGCAGAGAAAGUCCAUGCCAGGAUGAAGCUGUUUCUGUGCUUGAGAAAGAGCUUCCACUUGCAAAGGUUGAGCAUGCGGAUGGAAAGCAAGAAGCACAGGAGCUGUUAAAACCUGAGAGCUAUAACUUACAACAGGUGGGAGUGGAUGGCACAGAGGAUGUCCAUUCAGAGGAGGACAUUGUGUUUGAGAUAUGUGGAAAAAAUGGAGAAGAAAAAGGACAGUUUCACAGUGAUUAUCCUCUAGUUUCAUCCCCUAAAGCUUUAUUAACAGAUGUCAGGGAUCCAUUGCUGACACAUGCAUGUUUAAAGCCACAGAUUAAUGAAGAGCUGUCUGAGUCACAAGCUUCCCAACCAGCAGACAAGUCAGCUGAACAGGAAAAAGUCCAUUGUGCAGAAAUGACUCAGUUCAAAGCUGACUCUGUAAUCUGCAGGACUGACAAUACCUCAAGUCCAAAAGAUUCACAUCUUGAAUGUUCCUUUCCUCCUCCGGCUAAGAAAACGUGCAGCACAUCACAGGAAAUUGUACCAAAAUAUUGCCCUUCACCAAAAUUACAAAGGAAAAUGUCAAGGAAGAUGAUCAGUAUGCCGGAGAAAUGGUCUUUACUGACUGAUUUGUCAGAUCUUACAACACAGCUGUUCCCACCUAUAGAAAUACCCAAACCACAUCAGCCAAAGCCUCCUUUACUGGACAGCGAUCAAGUUCAUGGCUCAAAUGUUCCCGCCUUUAAGCCAGAACCCCUAGACACCCUCACAGCUCCCAUGUCCAGUCCAGCCAGUUCACUUCAGGAUGGGACUGGCUUGAAUGAAACUGUGGAACAAACUGUUAAGCCAAAACACUCGAAGAAGCCUCCUGAUUCAGAGACUCAAAGCCACACACGUGCAGCACAUGUACAGCCUCAGAUUAAUGUGCAAACACCCGAGCUGGCCGACACUGUCCCCAACGGGUGCGGGGCGAGCUCAUGGGCCGGGGCAGCAGGGGAGCCCACAAUCACUGUUGAAGCAGAGUGCAUGUACGGCGACUUUGAGCAGGCGAUGGACCACCUCCGCCACCGCCUCAUCGCCACCCACAACCCAGAGGAGAUCCGAGGAGGGGGCCUGCUCAAAUACAGCGACCUGCUGGUGAGGAACUUCCGACCAGCCAGCGAGACAGAGAUCAAGUCCUUGGAGCGCUACAUGUGCUCACGCUUCUUCAUUGACUUUCCUGAUGUGAGAGAGCAGCAGCGGAAGAUCAAGGCCUACUUGCAGUGCCAUUUCAUUGGCAAUGAGGAGACAAGCAAGUACGACUACCUGAUGACCCUGCGGCGUGUGAUAGACGAGAGCACGGUGUGUUUGAUGGGACACGAGAGGAGACAGACGCUCAACAUGAUCACAGUCCUGGCUCUGAGGGUGCUGGGCGAGCAAAACGCCAUCCCCAACACGGCCAACGUCACCUGUUUCUAUCAGCCGGCUCCAUACAUGACAGAGCCGAUUUACAGCAGCUACUUCAUCACCCAGGCCCAGCCCCCACUUGUCUACCACCCCUACCCGCUGCAUGUCCACAUGCAGACUGGCCUGGUGUAGCUACAGGGACAUGCACACAGGGAGGCAUGUAGGCUGCUUUCAGCAUGCUGCUCUGCAAGCAGAGGCACAAACGGAAGUUUUGACAACAGCAGGCAACCACGGGCGCAGUGUUGUUUGAUGCUUUGAAACCCCUCCUGCUUAUGACACGAAAGAUCAUGAGAGGCCAGAACUGAAAGGGGUCUGGAGGGAAAGCAUGUCACCCUUUCAAGAUGAACACAUUUGAAAAGGAAAGAAACGCUAAGAGCUUACUUUUCAGAGAGCUCGUAGAGAGGAUUUAAUAGACGUAGAGGGACUGUGUUUACGGCUGCUUCAGCUCAGCUUUGGCAGGGCUCUAUAUACCGAUCACCGUCCCGUGUCAAGAAGAAUUUAGUAAAGUGACAAUUCUCUAAGACACACAUACCAACAAAUAAAAACAUACUGCCUGUUGGCAGCAUGAGUCUUGAUUUGGUUAAAGUUUGAAUAAUGGUAAUUCCUUAUUGUUUCUGAAGGGUUAAAACCCCCAAAUAUCUGUUUUGUGACUCAUCAGUCUCCGUGGAGUACCUUUCCAUAUGUGACCAAUAGGCUACCUGUAUUCACUGUGUAGAAAUGGGACACCCUUUAGUGAGGGCAUACAUUAGACUACAUUUGCUGUGGUGUGUCCUUAAUAUUGUAAGUUUUAUAUUUGUGAAUGUAACCCCCUCCCCCUAAUGUCAAAGGUGGAAACAAGAUCAUGGUUUGGUUUCAUUAGGGGCUGUACAAAAGUGAUUGGGGGGGAAUCCUCACAGUUGGAUCUUAGGGUUGUUGAGAAAAUUUGAUUCUACAAAUUCUUAUCAGAAAUACAGAAAUCACUGACAAACUGUUUGAACUUGGGCCGGAAAUUUUUUUUUUCUUGUUGGACCCCCUCUCUUUCAUAUUUAAGUAAAAUGCUUUGUUAGCCUUACAUGUUUUCUUUGAAUAUUAAAAGCUUAUUUAUGCAGCUACACUGCAAAGAAAAGCUAAAAGAUGUACAUUUUGAAUGAAAAAAAAAGUUCUCCCUAAAACAUCAGACCCCCCCUGACUUCAGUCAAACUGAAAAGAUCCUCUCCCCCUCUAAUCAUUUUCCCACAGCCCCUUGGAAUAUUAAACCAAACUGGUGUUAGUGAGUGUCUAGUUGUGGUUAUUCAUUGAAAUAUUUUAACUAGCAGUAUUAAACCAGUAGUUGUGGCCAUAUCUCUGAAUAGGUAUUCACCCUGAAUUUUAUCAAACCAACUCGCCUAUUCCAUGUCGGAGAAACAUGACAAGGCUUUAGCUCAUGGGGAUAUUAUGAAGAAAGCCUCGGCUGUCCUGUUUUUUUCUGCUGAAAAUGGAAAGGGCAAGUUUAAUUUAGUUUCCCCCACAUUUCCAACAGGUUGAAUAGACUUCCAGUGUGUAAUACAUGGUGACACUUGUUUGUUGUAAUGGACGUAGUGAAUGUUCUUUCAGGGUUUUGCCUGCCAUUGUGAGCAAAAAUGUUCCUGCACAUUUCAAUUAUUCAAGCAGUCUGCGAUGCAGCCGGCAGUUAUAGCACUCUGUCUCUGUGUAUUUGUUCAUUGUGUAUGCAGCUACAGUACAUGUUCUCAGUAUUUAAAAAAAACAACUUAAGCACAGUUGAGGCUAUGUGGGCCAAUCACACUAAGUUUGAGACUGAAGCACAAUGUAAAUGCACAUAGCUGUUGUUGAGUUAUGAAAGUGUUUCUGACAUGCUCGUGAAUCGCCAACUAAAUAUGGAAGAUGUCUGAUAUACUGUGUGCUGUAGUGCCCUAUGUAGCUUUGAAGUGAUGUAUCUAUCUUGAGACUUUGGGUAGAAUGUUGUGUAUUGUUAUGGAACUGUUCCACCAAUAGUGAAAUAAAAAUAUUCAUGUUAUAUCUAGUUGCUUGGAUUGUUGUGUUAUUGUGCUAAUAAAUAUAACACAACCA
Etheostoma cragini (Arkansas darter) is the source of this 4834-nucleotide messenger RNA. RefSeq lists its product as uncharacterized. Gene Ontology annotation, molecular function: poly(A) RNA polymerase activity; RNA binding. The record is from RefSeq and is a predicted model, not a curated record. Gene Ontology annotation, biological process: mRNA stabilization. The transcript is spliced from 2 exons. NCBI's taxonomy places the organism in Eukaryota, Metazoa, Chordata, Actinopteri, Perciformes, Percidae. Bases 650 to 2920 code for a protein of 756 amino acids.